AUGGCGACAGCAGGUGGGUUCUUCCCUCCAGACUCGGGCCGGGAUGAUCACACGGACGCCACCGAGUUCGCGAGUCUCAACGGCGACGUGCGGCUCCUCACCCCCGACGCCGUAGAGGGCUGGUCGGACCUGGUGCACUGCCCCUCGCAGCGCCUGCUUGACCGCCUGGUCCGUCGCUACGCCGAGACCAAGGACUCGGGCAGCUUCCUGCUGCGCAACCUGAAGGACUCGGAGCGCAUGCAGCUCCUCAUCACCCUCGCCUUCAACCCCGAGCCGCUGGUGCUGCAGGGAAGAAGUUUUCCAUCUGAUGAGGGUUGGCCAUUCGCAAAGUACUUGGGAGCAUGCGGAAGGAUGGUGGCUGUCAAUUACGUUGGAGAAGAGCUGUGGAGUUACUUUAAUGCACCAUGGGAGAAACGAGUGGAUCUGGCCUGGCAAUUAAUGGAAAUAGCUGAGCAGCUGACAAAUAAUGACUUUGAAUUUGCACUCUACCUCCUUGAUGUCAGCUUUGACAACUUUGCAGUUGGACCAAGAGAUGGGAAAGUAAUUAUUGUAGAUGCAGAAAACGUUCUGGUUGCAGACAAAAGGUUAAUCAGACAGAAUAAACCUGAAAACUGGGAUGUAUGGUAUGAAAGCAAAUUUGAUGACUGUGAUAAAGAAGCUUGUCUGUCGUUCUCAAAAGAGAUUCUUUGUGCUCGUGUCACUGUGGACCACAAUUAUUAUGCUAUUUGUCAGAACCUUUUAUCAAGACAUGCCACAUGGCGUGGCACAUCUGGAGGACUGCUGCAUGACCCCCCAGCUGAAAUUGCCAAAGACGGCCGACUUGAGGCCUUGCUGGAUGAGUGUGCCAACCCAAAGAAGCGAUAUGGGAGAUUCCAAGCAGCAAAAGAACUGCGUGAAUACCUUGCACAGUUGAGUAACAACGUGAGGUAG
This is a messenger RNA of Chaetura pelagica (chimney swift), 930 nucleotides long. It is a transcript of the gene DIPK2A, whose product is annotated as chromosome unknown open reading frame, human C3orf58. The transcript is spliced from 4 exons. Gene Ontology annotation, biological process: cardiac muscle cell proliferation; regulation of phosphatidylinositol 3-kinase/protein kinase B signal transduction. Gene Ontology annotation, cellular component: COPI vesicle coat. Lineage: Eukaryota; Metazoa; Chordata; Aves; Apodiformes; Apodidae. The coding region runs from base 1 to 930 and encodes 309 amino acids. The record is from RefSeq and is a predicted model, not a curated record.